AUGCUUGAUAAAGAUCCUUCCAGCGUCUCAACAACGAAUGCUGAACAGAAGGAGAAGAAAACGCUUGGCAAUACACAAGAAGCAAGUAACGGUAUUGAUAAUAAAGAAGAAACAGAAAGGACUAUAGCCGAGAGCGUUGCGGCCGAAAGAGAAAAAACCGCAGCAAUACUUACAAGUCGUAGUACAGAGAAUAGCAACAACAACAGCAAAAAUAAUAGUUUGACUUCUACUUCUACAAACAACAUUAAUAAAGAGAAUAAAAACGAAAACGAAAAAUCUUUCUAUACACAAGUAGUCGACGCAUUAACUAAAACCAAAGAAAAUCGAUUAUCCAAAGAAUCCGGAAUUGGAUCGAGUGUAAGUAGUCAAUUGGAUGACGAUAAAGAAACAGAAGACGAUUCUGAAGACAUUUCUUGCGAGUCGCUUGACAAGAAUAGUAAUAAUAAUCAACGAACUUCCCCGCGUGUAAGUCAAUUAUUAGAAGGUUUAGACGAUCAAUAUUAUAAGGCAACACACGAGAGAGAACAAACUCUGGGAAUAAUUACAGAAGAGGAGGAAAUUAAAUCAACGAAAUCUGUUAUUAAUAGCCCGGCUGGCACUUCAUUUGAAUCCGAUUCUAAAUCGAUAAAGUCAACUGAUCGUAAUUCAACUGGUCGUCUUUCAAUAGAUCGUAUUUCGAUAGAUCGUCUUUCGGCUGGAACUGGAAAUAGCAUAACUAUCAACGAAACAGAUUCCAAUCAAUCUAUUACUGAAGAGCAACAUUUAUCAAAUUCUGCAACCACAUUAACCGAAAUCCCUUCUCCCACUGCCACCUUUCACUCAGAAUCAAAAGACGAAAAGAAAAAAAAAGAAUCAAAAAGAAAAAAUUCAUCAAGAUCAUUCUUUUCUGUAUUAUCUUCUUCCUCAUUACGCUCUUCGAUAUCAGGUUCGAACAAGGGCAUACAAAGGGGAUCUUUAUCGGAUCCAGAGGAUGAUUAUUCCCAGCGAAAUAAUAAUAAUAUUAAAUCAAAAACAGAGCGAAAAUUAAGCAGAUCGAAAUUUUCUUCAUUAUCAAUAAGAAAUCGCACGAGAACAAUGUUUGUAGCAUCAUCAUCUAACGAUCAAAAUGGUGAAAUUUUUGGAAGUCGCCCUGGAUCUCCUGAUGUCAAUAAUAAUAGUGGUAAUAAUGAAAAAAUUUCAUCAGAACAAAAACAAUUGACCAAAGUUGGAAAAGUUCUUGGAAUGACACCAGCCGAAGAAAAAAUACUAGUAGUUGAUAAACUGCAGCAACCAAUAGGAAUACCUUCAUCAUCUUUAGGAGGAAUGGGAAUAAAUAGUAAAGCGUCUAAAUUAUUAGGAUUACCUACAUUAUCAUCGUCCCCACCAUCAAUAGAUUCGAUACAUGAUCGAGAAAGAUCAGUGACUACUGGUAAUAAUGCAAAAGCGAAUAAAGUACUUGGCAUACCUCCACUUGAAGAUCAUCGACCAUUCUUGGAUAAAUCAAACAAGGCAAAUAGAGUUCUAGGAAUCAAUGAAGGAGAUUCUCACAAGAGAUCACCAUCAAUGUAUAUGGAUAAAAUGACCGAUAAAGUAUUAUCAGAAUUCGUGGGAGCACAUCGGUCCUCGUCCACGACAUUAUCUGGCACAAUAACCGUGGCAACUAUUCGAAAUCAUAUAGCGCAUAGUGGAUACAUGGCAAAAUACAUGAAUCCAAGUUUUUCAUUCUCGAAAUCAUGGAAACGACGAUACUUUGCACUGGUCAAAAACACAUUAUAUUGUUUCAAAUCAUCAGAUUCGAUCGCAUUGAUGAUUGAUAAUUUCGAGGUAACGGCAAACACGGUUGUCUGUGUUACAGAGAAUUUUACUAGUAAAUUGUGGGUGCUGGAAGUGAGCAAAUUAGGCGAGAAGAAAUGGUAUUUACAAGCGGACAAUGUUGAGGAGAUGAAAGGAUGGUUACAUGAAUUAAAGGCGACUGUGAUAAAAUGUAAAUAUAGUACGCAGGUAUUACCGGAUGUUCCGAAAGAUAUUACAAAUACGACGACUAAUGCUACUGUUCUUGAUCAGGAUGAAAAGUUGACGAAGUCAUUGACUAAUUCGAAUAUUAAUAGUAAUCACCUUACGCAACUUCAUAAUCUGCAUAAUCGUCCUCAUUAUAGUCAUUAUAGUAGCAGUAGCGUUAGUAUCUCCGCAUCUGCUCCUCCGUCACCCACAUACACUCAAUCAUUAUCCCAUCAAGCGUCAGAAUCUACCGAUGAAAAUCAUAACAAUCCGCAAAGAUCUCCUGUUGUCAGAAUGGUCGGACUAUCGGAAUUGGGUGUUCCUUCGCGUCCUUCUUCGCCCCUCGAAACGCAAAGAACAAAGAAUCAACAUCAAAAAUGGUCAAUGACGCAAUCAGAAAAUCCAUCGAUUUCACAAGAUGCGACGUCACCGAUUCCGAUAAAACAAAAAGUUACAAAACAUCGACCUACUUUGUCUGGAAUAUCGGCAACUGGCAGACCAAGAUCAAGUUCUCUAAAUUCGAUCAAUUCUAUUGCUACUACCUUAUCAUCGCAACAUCAAUCUCCACCAUCGCCAACAAAUUAUUCACAAAAUAAUAAUUAUAAUAAUUUUUCCACCGGAGUAAUUUUGCCGCCUCCUUAUCUACCGAAAUUUGAUAAAAAAGUGGCUACUGCAACAUUUAAUGUUAAAUCGACACAAAAUAUGUCGUCUAUAUCGACAACAAAUACAUCAUUACCACCGCCACCACGAUCUCCUCCACUACUACGUUCGAAACAAUCAUCUACUUUUCCUCCUCGUUCUCCUAGAUCACCGCCUCCUCUCCCACGUGCAACUCAUUCUCCAUCACUAUCUCCAUCACGAUCUUCUCAUAAUUCUCGAUAUACACCCCCGUCAACGCCUUCCUCGCCGUUAUCCCCAUUAGGAUCUCCGGGAUUCCCAUUACCACCUCUGAGAGCAGAAUUUCCUGUGGACAAUAGACGUCGUCCACCUCCGCCUAAUAUUCCACUACCACCUCCUCGUCCAAGAAGACCAACUUCACCAAUGUCUGCUCCGACAUCUCCAUCAAUAAUACGAAAGGAUUCAAGAUCAUCAAAUAAUAAUCACUAUUACUAUUCAAUGAGUUCACCACAUUACAACCAAACAAGCCAUUCAACAGAGCAAACUUCAUCAUCAAUACCCGGAUCAAGGUCAUUGACUGCAACGUUUAAUAAUAGUAGCAUUAGCAAUCAUAAUAGAUCAUUAUCCUCGACCACUAUAUCACGUUCUUCAUCAAAAUCACCAUCACAACCACAUUCACCGUCAUUACAUUCUCGAUCAUUUUCAUCAAAUCGAUUCACUCAUAAAAAACACCAUCAAAAUAAUUCGUUUCCAUUGUCAUCUUUUAUAUUACCACCUCCACCGCGAACACGGCCUCCAAAUCUACCAUUACCACCCCCACCAAUAAGUUCACCAUCAACCAAUACCACUAUUAUUCAAACAGUAAUCACGCCACCCCCAAUACCGCCAUCUCCACUAACACCAACUUCAACAUUGGCAAAUUUGGAAUGUCUGUCAAGUUCUUUAUCGAUUCCACCUGAACCUGCAAUCGAAUUAUCAGAUGAUGACCAAUUGGAUCCGGAUUAUGCGGAUGAAGUAGCUGCAUCACUGAACAGAAGUGAAGCUGCCAGCAUAAGGACCACCGCGUCAUCGACAUUAUCGUAUUAUUAUAAUAAUAAUAACGAAGACGAUGUUGACAGUAAUAAUAAUCGAGGGAGCAGAAAUGGAGGCAUAAAAGAUAGAACAAUGUCAACAAUGUCAGCUUCUACAACACCGACAACAAUACCAGUCGGCGGAGUAAAAAUUGUGCUUGAAGAGAGGAAAGUCGGGGAAAUUGAUACUGAUACUGAAGACGAUGAAGCGAAUGCAGAUGAUUUGCGACCAACUAAUAAUGCUAGCGUUGGUGCCGAUUAUUCUUGCAAUUUCAUGAAAAGUGGCUAA
This is a messenger RNA of Ambispora gerdemannii, 3954 nucleotides long. NCBI's taxonomy places the organism in Eukaryota, Fungi, Glomeromycota, Glomeromycetes, Archaeosporales, Ambisporaceae. The record is from the annotation of a GenBank genome assembly.